Nymphaea colorata (pocket water lily) is the source of this 2930-nucleotide messenger RNA. Its product is annotated as ABC transporter D family member 2, chloroplastic. Gene Ontology annotation, molecular function: ATP binding; ABC-type transporter activity; ATP hydrolysis activity. NCBI's taxonomy places the organism in Eukaryota, Viridiplantae, Streptophyta, Magnoliopsida, Nymphaeales, Nymphaeaceae. Gene Ontology annotation, cellular component: membrane. The coding region runs from base 521 to 2767 and encodes 748 amino acids. Gene Ontology annotation, biological process: transmembrane transport. The transcript has 12 exons. The record is from RefSeq and is a predicted model, not a curated record.
UGAAAUGGUGGAAUCGAACUCAAAAUUCUGUGACACAGUGUUCUUCUCCCUUGGAUCAAACAAGCACUUUGGUUAUUGUACUGAAGACUUACUUAACUCGGGGCUUUAAGCCUAUUCACCUAGUCAUCUGCAGGCAAUUGUUCGUUAACAUUUUACUUUUCCGAGGAAAUUCAUCGAUAUCUACUUCCACCAAAGUUAUACUGAGGAGUGAAGCCAUGUCAACUCGACACUUGUUCUGAUCUUCAACUCGACACUUGUUCUGAUCUUCUUGGAACAAGCAAGUAGCUUGAUCGAACAUGAGAGGGGGCUGCGACAUCCCCUGUAUCCCAGUACAGAACUUCGCCUGCCGAGAAAAUUUGGCCAAGACAUAUGGUUUGCUUUCCUGCCGGAUUUUGAUCUCCAGCUUUGGAGUGUUAGACAUGAGGCGCGUGCUUCCCUGAGCUCUCCUUCCUUCUCUCUCUUACCGAGACAGCGCAGAGGAAAAAAGGAAAAAGAAAAAUUAAAGAAAAAAAAAAGGAAAAUGGAUCUACCUCUCGCCGUGUCCCUCCUGCCGUCCAGUCCGUCUUUAAGACCGAGCAAGAGCUCUCCACUCUCUUUUUCCUUUGCAUCCCUGCCUUCGCCCAUCCGUCUCCGUAUACCGAAAUCCGCCAUGCCUUCUUCAUCCUCAUCAUCGUUGCGUAGGAGGAGGCUUUCCAUUACCAAGAGCAUCAAGUCGCCUGCUGCCAUCAUCCAAACCCAACCAGAUGACAAGGAAGAACAGCGGGAGAGGACUGACCUUAAAACCCUAAUGCGGAGAUUUUGGAAGGUAGCUGCUCCAUAUUGGUUCUCUGAAGAUAAAGUUCAAGCAAGGUUAAGGCUGCUUGCUGUUUUCCUGCUAACACUUGGAACAACAGGAAUAAGUGUUGGAUUCAAUUUCUUAGGCAGGGACUUCUAUAAUGCCCUUGCAAACAAGGACCAAGAACAGUUCAUGAGGCAGCUACUUUACUACCUGGGGGGUUUUGCUGGAGGAAUUCCGAUCUUUGUUUUAAGAGAUUAUGCAAGGGAAAUUCUUGGUUUGAGGUGGAGAUCUUGGAUGACAAGCUACUAUAUGGAACGGUAUUUUAAGAAUCGGAUGUUUUAUAGAAUCCAGUCCCAGUCAAUUGUCGACAAUCCAGACCAGCGAAUUGUUGAUGAUCUCAGUGCCUUUACUGGGACAGCGCUUGGAUUUUCUUUGACAUUAUUCAAUGCUGCAGUAGAUUUGAUAUCAUUCAGUAACAUUCUUUUUGGCAUCUAUCCGCCAUUGUUUGUUGUGCUGAUUGUUUACUCAAUUGGUGGCACUGCUAUCAGCGUCUUCCUAGGAAGGGGACUAGUUACAUUAAAUUUCAUGCAAGAGAAGAAGGAGGCUGACUUCCGUUAUGGGCUUGUUCGUGUUCGUGAAAAUGCUGAAUCUAUUGCAUUUUAUGGUGGCGAGGAAAAUGAGAUGCAACUUCUGCUGUAUCGCUUUAGAAGAGCUUUCGAAAACCUAACUCAAUUAUUGAUUGCUUCCCGAAAUUUGGAGUUCUUCACGAAUGGUUACCGCUAUCUGAUUCAAAUUCUUCCUGCUGCUGUCAUUGCUCCUAUGUAUUUCUCAGGAAAGAUUGAAUUUGGAGUUAUCAAUCAAUCAGUAUCUGCCUUCAAUCACAUCCUUGGGGAUUUUUCGCUUAUUGUGUACCAAUUUCAGGCCAUCAGUGCCUUCUCAGCUGUUAUAGAUCGACUAGGUGAGUUUGAUGAUGUUCUAGACGGUUCAAGUACUCCAGGUUUGUCUGACCCCAAGGAAGAGAUUGCUCUCACCUAUAGUAACAUAACCCACUCUUCUAUGGAAGAAAAUGGAUCUGUGCCUUCAAAUGAUCACCCAAAAUUUCUGGAAAUUAGGAAUCUCACUCUAUGGACACCAAGGAGCAACAUUACUCUUGUUAAGGAAUUGUCCCUGGAUAUUUGCAACAAAGAUAAUUUACUGAUCAUGGGUCCCAGUGGAAGUGGAAAAACUUCUCUCUUGAGAGCGAUGGCUGGUCUUUGGAGCAGUGGAAAAGGCAAGAUCACAUUCUAUUUGGGAGAUUUGAAGGAGCUUGAAGAGACUGUUUCUUCAGAAACAGCUCCCGGUGGAUUGAGGAAGACAUUAGAGGAUGGAGUGGCAGAUACUGUAAUUAAUGAAUAUGAAAGCUCUCGGAAUAGAAGAUUUCAGGAUAUUUUCUUCCUUCCACAAAGACCAUAUAUGGUUCUAGGGACUCUCCGUCAGCAGUUACUUUAUCCAACAUGGCGAGAUGAGGCUAUUUCAACUACGGAUCAAAGUCAAUCAGUUGGAUCGCUGCCUUUCUUAUCUAGGGUUCCAAGCUGGCAGGAUGCCUAUAGAACUGUUGACAAACCCACAGAUAAGGACAUCCUAGCAGCCCUGCAGAGAGUUCGCCUCGGUGAUAUCGUAGGACGUUUUGGUCUUGAUUCAAUCUUUGAAUGGUCUAGUGUCCUUUCACUUGGAGAGCAGCAGCGGCUGGCAUUUGCUCGUUUGCUGCUGGCACAGCCAAAGUUGGUCUUUUUGGAUGAGUCAACUAGUGCCUUAGAUGAAGCCAAUGAGGCCCAUCUGUAUGGAGAAAUUAAAGGUGCUGGAAUAACAUAUGUUAGCAUCGGCCAUAGGACGACUCUACGUAACUACCACAGCUGUAUCCUCCGAAUAUCCAAGGCAGCAUCCGAUGGUAGUUCCGAGCGAAACUGGAUUCUCGAGCCAAAUGAUCGUGCCCCUACCCAAAAAUUCUAAUAGCAGCUGCACUUACAAGAUUCUGACCGUGUAAAAGUAAAGAAAACUUUUGCAUUCUUUGUUUCAUAUUAUCAUUUUUAUUGUUGAUUGUGCAAAAGUAUGUUUACAUUAUUAAAUGCGUAUGUUUAUAUUAUUAAAUGCAUUACUAAUUUUGUGCUUAUAA